AUGGCGAACGUUCGGGAUAGUGACACAUCUUUGUGGCUCCAUAAUAAACUCGGUAUAUCGAAUGAUUCGUGGACAAGCGGCUCAAUUUGUACUCAAUUAAACGCUGAAGUAUUAAAGAAUAUCAAGGAUUGUUUUCCAGAUCUACAGACACAAGUGAAAUUGAAAUUAUUGCUAAGUUUCUUUCAUAUCCCGCGCAGAAAUGUUGAAGAGUGGCGAAAUGAACUUGAAGAAAUCAUCGAAGUUGCAGCCGUCGACUCAGACCUGUGGGUGGCUAUGUUGGCAGAAACGCUCAAGACUUUUCCUUCGGCGGGCACCCUUAAUACAGAGAUAGCAGAAUUUGAUGAGACUAGACCAAUAUUCAGUGAUAUGAUCAGUGAGCUUCGGAGAGCACUGGCAAAACAUUCAGACCUCGGACUGUUACCACUCGAGUGCCUAUAUUUAAAUAAGAAUGCUUUGGUUUCUGUGGUGGGCCAACAGCCGAACCCAGUGAAGCAUUUUACCCUUAAACGCAAGCCGAAGUCAGUUGCCUUACGUAGCGAGCUGUUGGCCAAAGCUACAGAAGUACAAGCCAACCAGAAGAAAGCACAGGCCCCCACUGUUCCUGUACGAAGCCGUGGCAUGCCUAGGAAAAUGACUGACACUACUCCCCUAAAAGGUUUGCCAUCCAGGUUUUCUGGCGCUAGGGGUGGAGGAUGGCGAGCUGGCGCUGCAAGACCUCCUCCCCGCGCUGGUAUCAAACUGCUGGACAUUACAGAGCAACCUGCCACUCACGCACAGAUUAAGAAGAGAAGAAAACUGGAAAUGGAAGAAGGGGCGAAGAAAGCUGCUCCUCCACCUUCGUCAUCGCCACCUCCGCCAGAUUAUGCUAAAGGACUGAACAACUAUACUAUGCCUAAACCUGACGAAAAUGCUACUGCGCCUGCAACAGCAGAGAGCGGCGCAGCUCCGGCCUCGCCCUCCAGCGCCGAGCGGCCCGCCUCCGCGCAGCCCCCGCCGCCCUCGCCCCGCGCCGCCCCCGCCGCCGCCCCCGCCACCCCCGCCGCAGACCGCCCCGCGCCCCUCACCAGCCCUCUGCUAGUACAGGGCACGGGCGCGAAGCCGAUAGUGAUAGGGCAGCAGCAGCCCAAGCUGCUCAUCACGGGCUCGGCGGGCGGCAAGCCGCUACUAUUGUCGGCGCAGAACCUCCUCAACACCUCCACCGUCAUACUGCAACCCGGCGGGAAGGCCGUGCUGCUGCAGAAUAUCAAACCUGUAACACAGACAGUUGUUCAACAAGCAGCGGCGCGACAGGUCAUCCCCACUCUGCAGACGCAGCCACCACCUCUACAACAUCAAAUAGCACAACCUGUACAAAUAGCGCAACCAGUCCAGCAACAAACAACCGUUCAAGCGUCGACGCCCGUACAACAAACAGUGCAACAGCCCGUGCAACAAACGCCGCAACCAAAUGUUCAAACAACGACGCAAACACCGCUGUUGCCGCGUAGAGGCCUCUCACUCACGCGUGAACAAAUGAUGGAGGCACAGGAUAUGUUCCGAAACGCAAAUCGUGUCACAAGGCCUGAGAAAGCGCUCAUACUUGGCUUCAUGGCGGGCUCCAGAGAUAACCCGUGUCCGAACCUAGGUAACAUAGUUACGAUAAAACUAUCUGAAAAUAUAGAAAAUGUCUUACAAUCCGACGACACAUAUCUCACCAUGCUCUCUGAAAUGCACUUCCAAAUGAACUACAAUAACGGUCAAUGGACACGUCUGAAGAAAUACAGACACAUAGACGGGAUGGUCCCACAGAAAAUACCACCAGGAUCAACAGUAAUAAGUACCAAUAACCAACAACCUGUAGUAUCUAUAGCCAAUCAAAGUGUCAGUUAA
Arctia plantaginis is the source of this 1869-nucleotide messenger RNA. Lineage: Eukaryota; Metazoa; Arthropoda; Insecta; Lepidoptera; Erebidae. The record is from the annotation of a GenBank genome assembly.